UAGACAAAAGUGGAACAUCGCACACAUUUGUGAACGAAAUCGACGCCGAUCGCCGAACGUAACGUAUCCAAACAAAUCUGACGCUAUAUUUACGGUAAAAGUAUACACUGCUAUCAAUAUCCGAAGGAGAUCCGUAUCGCCGCCACCAUGCUAGCGAGCGCCAGCGGCGGCUGAGGCGUUUGACACCAAUCCUCCUCAUCACCAUGAUCCCUCUGGGGGUGGUGCGCGUGGUGACGCUCACACUGGGCGGCCUGGUGCCCGCCUUCGCCACAUUCAGAGCCCUGGAGCGCGAGGACACCCCUGCGCAGCGCGUGCUGCUGGCCUACUGGUGUGUGUUCGCGGUGGCGACGGCGGUGGAGGUGCCGGCGGACGCAGCGCUCUCCUGGCUGCCGCUGUACGGCGAGACCAAGCUGGCGCUGCUGCUGUGGCUGCUGACGCCGCAGUUCGCCGGCGCCGUGCUGCUCUACCGCGGCCCGCUGACCGGCUGGCUGCGCCGACACCAGGACGCCAUCGAGCACGGCCUACAGCACGCGCACCUGCAGUACGGCGUGUGGGCGCUGGCCGCCCUGCUCCGCGGCACCUUCGGCCUGCUCAUCACCCUAGCCAGGGCCGCCUGGCUCAUGGCCCCGGCCCACACCCAGACAGCGGCCGCUCAGCCGCCGCCGCCACCGCAGUACGGCACGGCGGUCUGCCCCGCGUGGCCCGAGGCGGGGACGGCGGCGGGGUCCGUCCCGGCCCGACCUAGCUCCGGGAGACCGGCGCCCCUCGACACAGCUCAGGUAACCCUACUCAGCGCUGGUUUAGAGGAAUCGUGCACCAUGCUGCUGCGCACAGCACUGGCCGCACAGGCUGGAAACCAACUCCUGGCCAGCCUGCAGAGCCAGGCUGCCGUGCUGGGCCAACCACCGCCGGGCACGAGAAAACGCCACAGCCGGCGGCGCACCAUCUCGGCCGCUGCCGCUGCCGUCACCACGGCCGGUCCCAGCGAGCGGGGCAGGUCGGAGAGCCCGCCCGAGUCCAGCGAGGCCAGCGUGUUCGGCACCCCGCCGACGGCCGGUCCGCCCGACAGGCAGUGAAAUCAGCGGACAGCCGGCCAGCGGACAGGACCCCAGCGGAUAGACACAGACGGCGAUCGGAGCGAUAGGCGGCGGACGGCGGCAGAUGGAGAUCGCAGAGAUAGCGGAACGACGGACGACGAGCGAAACGACGACCGGGUGACGGCUGGACUGGGACGAGUUUUGGGAGCGGAGAGCAUGGUAUCGUAUAGUGGGAGAUAUGGGAGCUUAUGAUGGUUUUCGAUUCGGAAUAGAGAGGUGGUUCUA
Molecule: messenger RNA, 1322 nt
Organism: Amphibalanus amphitrite
Lineage: Eukaryota; Metazoa; Arthropoda; Thecostraca; Balanomorpha; Balanidae
Product: receptor expression-enhancing protein 4-like
Exons: 1
Coding region: 204-1076 (290 amino acids)
Source: RefSeq, a predicted model, not a curated record